Messenger RNA from Encephalitozoon cuniculi GB-M1, 852 nucleotides. RefSeq lists its product as uncharacterized. NCBI's taxonomy places the organism in Eukaryota, Fungi, Microsporidia, Unikaryonidae. Gene Ontology annotation, molecular function: RNA binding. The record is from RefSeq and is marked provisional. The transcript has a single exon. Gene Ontology annotation, cellular component: nucleolus; small-subunit processome. The coding region runs from base 1 to 852 and encodes 283 amino acids.
AUGGAGCAAGAGGUAAAGUUUUCGGACGGUGACUUCAAGCAUGAAUUUGCGGAGAUGAGUUCUGAGGCGGUGAUGUUUCCCAAGUACAGAGAGAAGUACAUUGAGCAGACACAGAAGUACAUAGUAAGGGCGCUAGAGGCGAAGAAGAUAUCGUGCAGGAUUGACUUGGAGAAAAGAGUUAUUGAUGUGAUGACGAACAGAAGUACAAGAGAUCCGUUUAUAUUUAUCAAGGCUGUUAACUUUGUUAAGCUUGUGGGGCGCGGGGUCGGAAUUGAGGAGGCGAUGAAGGUGUUGGAGGAUGAGUAUUUCUGUGAGGUUAUCGACAUCAAGAAGAUGGUGAGUUCCGACAAGGUGUUUGAGAAGAGAAGAGACAGGCUGGUGGGGCCCAAGGAAAUGACCUUGAAGGCGAUACAAAUUCUCACGAGGUGCUAUGUUCUUGUUCAUGGGAAGACAGUCAGCAUUAUUGGAGGCUUUAGGGGGGUUGAGGAGGCGAAGAAGAUUGUUGUUGACUGCAUGAAUAACAUUCAUCCGAUGUACCAGAUCAAAAGGCUUGUUGAGAAGAGAAAGAUGGAAAGUGAUGAGACCAAGGAAAAUGAGGACUGGAGCCGGUUUCUUCCGCAGGUCAAGAAGAGUAGCAAAAAGUCCAAGAAGAAGAAGGUUGUCGGCAGGCCUACCGGGAACAUGCCUGAGGACGCGGCAAAGAGAAAGGAGGAUAUCGAGAUGGAGACUGGGGAGUACUUUGUUAGAGAUGAGUCUAGCUCCAAAGAAAAGGAAGAGGCCGAAGAGAGGAGGAUUAGAAGAAAAGAGAGGAAAAUGAAGGACAUGGAGAAGUAUCUUGCCCCUGAUGAGUGA